UGGCUGUGGCUGCUCCUCAGCUCCGAUGGCUGCCGGGGAAUUGAGGCCGUCCCCAUCCCGGGACCCCUUUCCCGCCGAGGGGCCCCUGUCUGGGGUGAAGAGGAGGAUGAAGGGGCUCAUCUCAGCCCCUCAAACCCUUCAUUCUCCCGGUGCUGGUCAGUGCUGUGACCCCACAGCCGCAGCAGUGCCCGUGGGGAGCCGGGAGGGUUGGGGGUCAGGGGCACCUCCCACCUCCGCUGCCGUUUUUUUGCACUGCAUUAAUGAGAACCAGAUUGUGCAGCCAGGAAAGAGCCUGGAAGCCAAAUCCUGCUGCUGGAGUCCCUCUCGGUCUCCUGCACGAAUCCUGGGAAUGGGCUCAGCCAUGGGCACGUGGCUGCUGCUCCUGGUGUUGCUGGCGGUGGCCCCGGCGCAGGCGGCAGCGCCCCGGCACCGCCCGGUGCUGCCGGACACCGCGGGCAGCGGGGACGGGGACGAGGCAUCGGCCACGCUGCCCGCCCAGCCCGUCACCCCCCGGGUCAGCCCCACCGUGGGGGACGCUCUGGGGACCACGGUGACCAACAGCUCGGCGCCGGGCGUGCUGGAUGGGCUGGUGGAUUUCUUCAAGGAGUAUCUGCUGGUGGUGGUGGUGGUGGGCUCGCUGUCCUUCGUCCUCCUCUUCAUCAUCUGCGCCGCCGUCAUCGUCCGGCAGAAGCACAAGGCCUCUGCCUACUACCCCUCCUCCUUUCCCAAGAAGAAAUACGUGGAUGAGCGGGACAAGUCGGGGGGAGCGCGGGCGUUCAGCGAGGUGCCCGAGAAAGCCCCCGAGGCGGGCGCGGAGGAGCCACUGGACGGCAGCCGGCAGCUCCAGGCGGACAUCCUGGCUGCUGCCCAGAACCUCAAAUCCCCCCACAAGGCACCGCUGGCCAACGAGGCCCGGGAUGAGCAGAAUUCCCCUCAGGAGAAGGAGGAGGAAGAGGAAGGAAGGAAGAAGUUGGGGGAUGAGCAACCCAAGCUCCCUGCCCAAAAUCCAGGUGCGGAGGAGGCGGCGAGCGCAGGAAGCAAGGAGACCCCAGAUGCAUCCCAGGAUGGCUCCCAGGCUCCCUCUGGAAUCUGAGGCAGGGACACAGUCCCAGGCAAGCCCGAGGAGCUGCUGGCUUGGGACACACGAUGGACACGGUGGAUCAGGUUCCGUACGUACGUGGUGGCUCGAGGAAGCCCCGAUGAAGAUCCCGUUCCCGCCCAGCUCUCCCAACCCUCGUGCUGAUGGGAUGCUCAUGGGGGGGAUUUGCCAGCUGGUGGCUUUCCCCAGCACUGGAACGCUGUCAGCCCCAGCUCCUGCUGCCCAAGGGGUCUCUUCCACCCCAGGAACUGGGUGGGUGCAUCCCCCCAGCUCCAGCUCUGUCCCCACUGUGCCACCAGCUUCCUCCCAAAUCAGCAGCAGCCCGGUCUGUGCCAGGCUCCUGGCUGGGAGCUGUGUCCCUCUGGGACGAGGGACGGGAGCGGGGCUGGAGGUCUGUAGGACAUGGGUCAGCUUUGCCCGUGGCCACCCAAGGGAAAGAGGGAUGAGGGGACAAGGUCCCUCCUUUCCUUCUUUCACCCCAGAGCCCAGCUGGAUUUUUGCCUCACUCCCUGAACCCCUUCAGCUAGAAAUAAACAUUUCCUCCGCACA
Parus major (Great Tit) is the source of this 1648-nucleotide messenger RNA. It is a transcript of the gene TMEM119, whose product is annotated as transmembrane protein 119. The record is from RefSeq and is a predicted model, not a curated record. Gene Ontology annotation, cellular component: plasma membrane. Lineage: Eukaryota; Metazoa; Chordata; Aves; Passeriformes; Paridae. The coding region runs from base 26 to 1093 and encodes 355 amino acids. The transcript has 2 exons. Gene Ontology annotation, biological process: positive regulation of osteoblast differentiation; positive regulation of bone mineralization; ossification.